UCUUUUCAGAGAAAGUCUCCACAAUCUGGGUCCUCAACACAAUUGUUGGUCUCCAUACGUUUCUGAUGACAUCCCAUUAAAAAAGGAGGGGCACAUAAUUUUUCAGCACACAGCUGUGGAAGCAUUGAAGAAAAUGGCGAAGUUGCAGGAUUGCCCAUUCCAACAAGGGAAAGUCGCCCAGCAGAAAGUUAUAGAUGAAAAUGGGCUCCUGUUUCCGAUGGUUCUGUUGCCCCAGGAGGUGAGCGAUGAAGGAAACAGCUUAGAAUCGUUUCUCCACACCAUACAAAGCAACAGAGAAUGGAUCAACGAUCAUCUGAAGAAGGUGGGGGCGUUGCUUUUCAGGGGAUUUCCUCUGAAAUCUGCAUCAGAUUUCAACGCCGUUAUGGAGGCUUUUGGUUGGGACGAAAAGCCAUAUUUGGGAGCAGCUUCAAGAACUAGGGUUGUGGGAAGGGUUUUUACUGCAAAUGAAGCUCCUCUGGAGCAACCCAUCAAAUUCCACCAUGAGAUGGCUAUGUUUGAGGACUUUCCAACCAAAUUAGCUUUUUAUUGUGAGAUUGCUCCACCAGAAGGAGGGCAGACUGCCAUUUUAUUAAGCCAUAAGAUUACUGAAAGAAUGGGAGAGAAACACCCCGAAUUUGUAAGCAAACUUGAGAAAGAAGGGUUGAUUUAUUCAACCAUGUGUCCUGCAGAAGAUGAUCCUAACAAUUUCUUGAGAGGAUGGCAAACGUUGUACAAUACCAAGGAUAAGGAAGAAGCUGAAAGAAAGGCUAUCGAUUCUGGGUUAAAAAUGUCAAAGGUGAGUUGGGAUGGGAACAAGAUGAUCUUUCAGUUAGAACCCAUUGCUUCUAUCAGAAUAGUAGAUGGGGAUAAGAAAGCUUGGUUCAAUCUCUUGCCAUUGAGUGGUCUAGAGCAUGCCCCUUCACUAGGAGAUGGGUCUGUGAUUCCUAAAGAGGUUGUUGAAUCAUGCCUCCAAAUCGUCGAGGAGGAGGCAAUAGAAGUGAAAUGGGAAGUUGGUGAUGUGGUUGUGUUGGACAAUAGGUUUAUAAUGCAUGCAAGAAGGCCUUCUAAACCACCUAGAAGAAUACUUGCUUCCUUCUGCAACUAAUGUAAAUCAUGCUUUCUUCAAUUAGACUAUAUUUGUGUUGUUUAUGUUGUUAUAGAUGGAAGAUUCUAAGUUAGAAAUUCCUUAUGUUUAUUUUUUUUGCUUUAUGCACCCUGCAAUAUUGGGUUUGUUUAGAGAUGAAUCAAACUUUGAACCAUAUAUAUUUGUCAAUAUAAUGGAUUAUAAUGGAUUUUGAUGUGUCGAAA
Messenger RNA from Cryptomeria japonica (Japanese cedar), 1308 nucleotides. Its product is annotated as clavaminate synthase-like protein At3g21360. Gene Ontology annotation, molecular function: oxidoreductase activity. The record is from RefSeq and is a predicted model, not a curated record. The transcript has 3 exons. Bases 134 to 1105 code for a protein of 323 amino acids. Lineage: Eukaryota; Viridiplantae; Streptophyta; Pinopsida; Cupressales; Cupressaceae.